Molecule: messenger RNA, 3445 nt
Organism: Corylus avellana
Lineage: Eukaryota; Viridiplantae; Streptophyta; Magnoliopsida; Fagales; Betulaceae
Gene: RIF10
Product: polyribonucleotide nucleotidyltransferase
Biological process (GO): mitochondrial RNA 3'-end processing; mitochondrial mRNA catabolic process
Cellular component (GO): cytosol; mitochondrion; chloroplast stroma
Molecular function (GO): RNA binding; 3'-5'-RNA exonuclease activity; polyribonucleotide nucleotidyltransferase activity
Source: RefSeq, a predicted model, not a curated record
AAGUCUGGCAGACACUCUCUCGCUCGCUCUUCAACCCUCACAGGAGCAGCAGGAAGAGAGCAAAAUGUUGGCAAGCACGAGCACCCUCUGCAACAGGGCCUACUACACUCACCCUUCUCAGUUCUCACACUCCAAACCUUUUCUCUCUCCACAUCGUUCCCACUUUCGAAAAAAAUCCAAGUCCCGCUCCUUAUCUCUGAUUUCACUCAGAAAGCAGAGCAAGGGCUCUCUUUGUAUCAGAGCCUUGGCAGAACCCCAAGCUUCGGAGUCGGUCCCGAGCGAUGGUCCGCUGUGUUUCUCCGAGCCAUGCUCUGUCAAAAUCCCGGUCGGUGAUAGACAUAUUUUGGUUGAGACAGGCCGUAUAGGGAGACAAACUAGUGGUGCUGUUACAGUAACAGAUGGGGAAACUAUUGUGUACACAUCUGUUUGUUUGGCUGAUGUUCCAAGCGAGCCUUCAGAUUUUUUUCCUUUAUUUGUCAAUUAUCAAGAGCGUUUCUCAGCAGCAGGUCGGACUAGUGGUGGGUUUUUCAAACGAGAAGGGAGGACAAAAGAUCAUGAGGUUCUUAUUUGUAGAUUGAUUGAUAGGCCUUUGCGUCCAACAAUGCUUAAGGGCUUCUACCAUGAAACACAAAUACUAUCUUGGGUUUUGAGUUAUGAUGGUUUGCACUCGCCUGAUGCUUUGGCAGUCACAGCAGCUGGAAUAGCAAUAGCUCUUUCAGAAGUGCCCAAUUCAAAAGCAGUUGCAGGAGUUCGAAUUGGUCUUGUAGGCGAUAAAUAUAUUGUGAAUCCAACAAUGAAGGAGAUGGAAGAAUCUGAGUUGGACUUGUUGCUAGCUGGUACAGAUAGUGCAAUAUUGAUGAUAGAGGGUUACGGUAAUUUUCUCCAGGAAGAAAAGUUGCUGCGAGCUGUAGAAGUUGGGCAGGAUGCAGUACGAGUAAUUUGCAACGAGGUGGAGGCUUUGGUUAAGAAGUGUGGGAAACCGAAAAUGCUUGACGCAAUCAAAUUACCUCCUCCUGAGCUAUAUAAGCAUGUUGAAGAAAUUGCUGGAGAAGAGUUGGGGAAAGCCCUGCAAAUCAGGAAUAAAGUACCUAGAAGAAAAGCUCUCUCUAUGUUGGAAGAAAAGGUUCUUACUAUACUUACAGAAGAGGGGUAUGUCGAAAUCGAUGCAUCUUCUGGAGCUGCUGAAACAGUACCAGAAUUGUUUGAGGAUGAAGAUGAGGAUGAGGAAGUGGUUGUGGAUGGUGAAGUAGAUGAAGGUGAUGUUCAUAUAAAGCCAACUUUACGAAAAUCCACACCCUUGCUUUUUUCUGAAGUAGACGUGAAGCUGGUUUUUAAAGAAGUUACAUCGAAAUUUUUGCGAAAGCGCAUUGUGGAGGGUGGAAGAAGAAGUGAUGGACGAACCCCUGUUGAAAUACGUUCAAUUAAUUCAACUUGUGGAUUACUUCCAAGGGCACAUGGAAGUUCUCUUUUCACCCGAGGGGAAACUCAGGCGUUGGCAGUGACUACACUUGGUGAUAGACAGAUGGCACAAAGAAUAGACAACCUUGAGGGUGCGGAUGAACUGAAGAGGUUUUAUCUCCAGUACUCAUUUCCUCCGUCAUGUGUUGGAGAAGUUGGGCGAAUUGGGGCACCUAGUAGAAGAGAAAUUGGUCAUGGAAUGCUUGCCGAGAGAGCUCUUGAACCAAUCCUGCCUUCUGAUGAUGAUUUUCCUUACACCAUACGUGUUGAGAGUACCAUCACUGAAAGCAAUGGCUCCUCAAGCAUGGCAUCUGUUUGUGGAGGUUGCUUGGCAUUGCAAGAUGCUGGGGUUCCAAUUAAGUGCUCUAUUGCUGGGAUAGCAAUGGGUAUGGUUCUGGACACUCAGGAAUUUGGGGGAGAUGGAACUCCACUUAUUCUAUCUGACAUAACCGGAUCAGAAGAUGCCUCUGGAGAUAUGGAUUUUAAGGUUGCUGGAAAUGAAGAAGGAAUAACUGCCUUUCAAAUGGACAUAAAAGUGGGAGGAAUUACUAUACCCAUUAUGAGACAGGCACUAUUCCAAGCAAGAGAUGGCCGAAAGCAUAUUCUUGCUGAAAUGUUGAAAUGCUCACCUGCUCCCUCAAAAAGCCUUUCUAAGUACGCUCCAUUAAUUCACAUUAUGAAGGUCAAACCUGAGAAAGUAAACAUUAUCAUCGGUUCUGGUGGGAAGAAGGUCAAGAGUAUUAUUGAAGAAACUGGGGUAGACGCAAUUGACACUCAAGAUGAUGGAAUAGUGAAAAUUACUGCAAAGGAUCUAUCGAGUUUGGAGAAGUCAAAAGCUAUUAUUAGUAGUCUGACAAUGGUUCCAACUGUUGGUGAUGUCUAUAGGAACUGUGAAAUCAAAUCAAUAGCUCCUUACGGAGCUUUUGUUGAGAUAGCACCUGGACGGGAGGGACUUUGCCAUAUUAGUGAAUUGAGUUCAAAUUGGCUGGCAAAGACAGAAGAUGCGUUUAAAGUUGGAGACCACGUUGAUGUUAAACUUAUUGAGGUAAACGAUAAGGGACAACUUCGCCUUAGCCGCCGAGCACUACUUCCUGAUGCAGAUCCUGAGAAUCCCAGUGCAAAGCAAAAAACACCUGAAGAAGGCUCAGGUAAGAAAGUUGUGAAUGCUCCAAAGGACGGUUUGGCUGAAAAGAACAAUGAAGAGCCCAAGGACAAAAGUAGCACUACUAAACUUGCGAGCUCUACUAGAAGUACUGCAGCAGAGGAUGCUCAACUCCCUCAAAAGAAGUUCAUCCGGAGAUUGGUUGGCGCAGCCAAAGAUAGGUCCACUACUAUUAAAGACACUUCAAAGAAGAGCAGUAGUAAAGAAGUCAGUAGUGUCUCCAGCAAGGAUGAAACUAGUUUAGUGAACGGAGAGGCUAAAAUUGGGUAGUAAGUGGAUAUUCCUUUCCUGGUGUUACACAGUGUUUGUUGGCACCAUUCCCAUGAUGUGAAUGACAGUGCAAGGCCCUCCAUUCUGCAACAAGGGAGACUUCAUAACAAUAUUUUUCCAGCAGGGAGCAUAAAUUGUAAUGUAUUCGUCAAAUAUUAACGUGGCAGAAGGAACCUUAUCAGCCAUGGCUCUCUCAUCAUGUCCUUUUCAAAGGCUGAAAGGGCUAGGGGAGAUUCAUUGAAGCAAUAGACUAAACCAGAAUUCCCAUUUUUGAUGUUGGGUAAAGUGUCCUGGUAAGAAUGCUUUGGAGUUAUGGUACUUCAUCACCUCUGCUACAACAUUGCUUUUGAAGCUUUCAGAGAAGGAUGUCAUAAUGCUACUUUCUAUUCAACUCUUCUCAGGUUUUUAUUUUUAAUUUUAUUUUUGGCUAGUAUGUGAAGAUACAGCUCCUGUCGAUGUUGAUACAAUACUUCUUUCUGUUGGCUUGUUCCAAGCGCGAGAAAACUGUGUUGUAAAUCAUCAUACUUAGGCUUGUCUUUUUCAUUCAACGAUUUA